Molecule: messenger RNA, 3405 nt
Organism: Coturnix japonica (Japanese quail)
Lineage: Eukaryota; Metazoa; Chordata; Aves; Galliformes; Phasianidae
Gene: LYPD1
Product: LY6/PLAUR domain containing 1
Biological process (GO): acetylcholine receptor signaling pathway
Molecular function (GO): acetylcholine receptor inhibitor activity
Source: RefSeq, a predicted model, not a curated record
CUCCCACCCAGGUGCCUCAUCUCAGGCUUCGUUUCCUCGUCGGGGAGAGGGCGACGCCUGCCAGAAGGCGCUGGGAAGCGCCGCACCCGCCCGCCCUCGCGGGGCCGCUUCUCCCUCCCCGAACUUUCCCCGUUUCCCGUUCGCGGGGCGGGGAUCUCGGCCAGCCGCCCCGUUCCGCCGGCAUCACAUGGUGCUGAGGGAGGAGGGGGAGCCGCCCCCCGGACCUCGAGUUUAUUCCAGUCUCGGAGCUCAACUCCGGCGGGGCCGGGCGGAGCGGUGCGGGUUGGACGCCGCUGCCCGCUCACGGCGGCGGGGAAGCGGCUCCGAGCGCGGCUCGUCCCUCCUGCCGAUGCCCCCCCGUGCCCCACCGCCAGCCCGGCGGCUGCGGGAGGAUGCGGCUCUUCCUCCUCGCCGCUACUUUCUGCGGACUGUGCCUGGCUCCAGGUUUCGGUUUGCAAAUACAGUGCUACCAGUGCGAGGAGUUCCAGCUAAACAAUGACUGCUCCUCUCCGGAGUUCAUUGUGAAUUGUACGGUGAACGUUCAAGAUAUGUGUCAGAAAGAAGUGAUGGAGAAAAGUUUUGGAAUCAUGUAUCGCAAAUCCUGCGCAUCUUCAGCAGCGUGUCUCAUAGCUUCUGCUGGAUACCAGUCUUUUUGCUCACCAGGGAAAGUGAACUCUGUGUGUAUCAGCUGCUGCAACACUCCGCUCUGCAAUGGACCCCGGCCGAAGAAGAGGGGGAAUUCCAGUGUGAUGCUGAGGGCACACAUGAUAACCACCGCUCUGCUCCUUAAAUUCUCUCUCUUGUUUUUGUAUUGCUAAACUUCGAGCGAGUUUCUUGUCCUGACACAAUUUGUUCCAUCUCCUCCUUUCUUCAAAGACACUGCAAUUAUUUUCUAUUUGUUUUUUUAAGUCUCUAUCAACAGCAAGGGAAGUCUGGUGGUUGUGGAGAAAGAAGCUAACACUUCUGGCAGCUAAUGCAGAAACCAGAACAUGGGAAGGAAUGCAAGGAAGAACUUUACUCUGAAGCACUGGAACAGGCUGCACAGAGAGGUUGUGGAGUCUCCUCUGGAGAUAUUCAAGACCCACCUGGAUGCUUUCCUGUGCAACCUGCUGUAGGGAGCCUGACUGAGCAGAGGGGUUGGACUCAAAUGGUCUCUAGAGGUCCCUUCCAACCCCUACAGUUCUCUGUGAUUGUGUGAUCCGUGAAUUCAGUUAGCAGAUUGUGAUUUUCAAGUGCACACUGGAAAUUCAACAGCAGGAUGCAGAACUCCUGCUCCUUUUGCAUAACUGGAAACAAACCCAUUGUGUUAUUACUUUAAGAUGUAGUCAAGUCCUCAGCCACUUUAGUUCAUGUGUUUUGAUGUUCGUUGCUGCCCAUUGCCUUAUGAAGUCAUACUUCACGUUCACAAAGGCCAUUCUGUGUGUCUGGGCCAGGCUUCGAGCUCAUCUCUAGUGGCACUACUUCCAAGCUGGGCUCCUGCAAUUCAUCACCCGGCUUCUGCAGACUGCAGUUGGUGUUGGCCUCGUUCUGAAAAGUACUUAAACUUUUGCUAUUGCUCCUUGUGGAAGAGCUGCGCUUGGAGGACAUGAAGAGCAGCGGGCGUAGAGACCGGUUGCUCCUUGCUCUUGAGCUCAGGUUGGCUCUAAGAAACUUCUCUUUGUUGGCAUGCUCUAUCGUCAGGUGGCAGCGGAGGACCUGCAGAAACACACUGCGGAACUGCUGAGAAGAGAUAUUGUACAGCAGGGGGUUCACCACGGAGCUGAGGUAGAAGAAGAUGUCAGCAAUGGGAAGGAGGAUGAUGUACGCCCUGAAGUAGGGGACGGUCCAGUCCUGCUUUGGUUUAGCAGCAGCCAUGAUCCUUCUAAUCUGGUUUGGCAUCCAGCAUAUUGCCAGGGUUGCAACAAUCAGUCCUAUGAACAAAAAGAGGGUGGGGGGGGAAACAUGAAGUAUUAAGUAUCAGUUCUGCACUUACUUGUUAGGAAACAGUACCAGUUUUUCAGUGUUUUGCUUAACAGCUUUUUCCGCCAGCAGCAUUUUUUUAUUUGUUUUGGUAACUUAGAAGGUCAUCAUUGCAGCGUAUGCUACAAGGAAAGACUGCACGGUGCUUGGGUAGUGGUCCUUUGUACCUGUUGCCAUUUAUGAUUUAUUUUCCAUGUUCUCACAUCAAUACCUGUAUCUUUGGGAAGAAUGGAUCCUUGGUUUGCACUGUGUUCUUACACUUACGUUUUUCCCUUUACUUUGGAAAAGCAAACAAAAUAAACCGAACCGAGAGCCAUAGCAGAUCAGGCAAUACCCAGCAGAGAUCAGAUUCAUGUUUGCACUUGACAAAAAGAAAUAGCAAAAACUGUAUGCAUAAUAAUAUAUUUGGUGUUAUUUUUGGUAAAUUUCCUCUUACAGAAGAUAUUUUUAAGUAAAAUAUGUAUGGAUCUUUUUAUGGUAAUUAAGAUAUGUUGGACUUUGUUAAAAAAAAACAAAAACAUGGAAUUCCAGUGGAAUUAAAUUAUGAAUGUAAAAGAGAAAAACCCAGCCCUGCUCACAGAAGUGUAACUUGUUUCAGAUUAUAAACUCUGCUCGAAAAUGCAGUAUCUGACCAUUCUGUAUUUAUAUGUCAAUAUAAAUACACAUUGCUGCAUCACUAACUGUGUUAAAAAGGGGAUGGCUUUAGUGUUGGAUGUCUGAGAGCUCCACCUCCAUGUGCUGUGGUGCUAUCAGCCCUGGAGGACCAGGUGAGUGCUGUGAGCAGGGACGGUGCUGUGCUGCUGCUGACACGGGCAGGCGCUGGGCAGCCUGACACUUGGCUUAAUACACAAGGGCACAAAAUGAUUUCUCCUCUGCGCUUUCCCCUGAAGCUUCUGAAACAAAACAUGACCACAAGUUACUGCUUCCACUUUGUUUUUCUCUUUGCAGGAAACGUGCCUUAUCUGAGUGCUUAAGAAGGAGUGGAAGCUACAGGUUGGCUUCCCUGCUGCAGGUGCUCAAAGCAACAGAGUAUCUCGGUGGUGAAUGGUUUAUGCUUUCCACAGACACUUGUUAUACUGUUUAUCUCCUCCGCUGUCUUGCCUCCUUUCCCAGCAGAAGCACAGAAACAUUUUAAUUCCUACCUGUGUAGAGUGUCAUUAAAAAGAUCACUAGGAAGGCAACUCUGAAAUAGUCUAUCAUGCACUUGUCUUACUAGUGAGAAGUAAUGAAGGUAAGGGGAAAGGAGGAUGGGAAAGAAGCAAUUUUUUUCUUCACUCUGGAACUGCCAGGACUCAGGGGGUUGUGUCCUGGUUCCCUCCACCACCAUCACUUUGACUGGGGGGAGGAAAAGAAAGAGAUUUUCUUAAUGAAAGCCACAGUUACUUAAAAAAUAACACAUGAUCUCAUUGAGUGACAGAUCCCAAAUAAAGGCCAUCUUUCUGAUCA